Messenger RNA from Punctularia strigosozonata HHB-11173 SS5, 1222 nucleotides. RefSeq lists its product as uncharacterized. Lineage: Eukaryota; Fungi; Basidiomycota; Agaricomycetes; Corticiales; Punctulariaceae. The transcript has 5 exons. The record is from RefSeq and is a predicted model, not a curated record. The coding region runs from base 1 to 984 and encodes 327 amino acids. Gene Ontology annotation, cellular component: mitochondrion. Gene Ontology annotation, biological process: mitochondrial respiratory chain complex I assembly; biosynthetic process.
AUGCUGGAACGCCCGGCCGCGCGGACUAUCGCUCCGCGCAGCAGACGCGCAACGGCUGCAAGCAAAAUAAUUGAACGUGCCCGGGGCGUGCACUCGAACAUUGGCGCUGUCCCCAAAGGCGGGAUCGACGAUCCUGCGUCCUACUGCGAGGAGUAUGUGCGCAAACAUGACUAUGAGGGGUAUCUCACCUCGCCGUUUUACCCCGGCGAGGCGCAAAAAGGUUUCCUUGCCCUCAAAGCGUUCUCUGUAGAAUUAGCCAACGUCCAAGAGGCCGUGUCCAACCCGAUGAUAGGCAAGAUGCGGAUGCAGUUCUGGCGCGAUGCGGUCAAGAACCUCACGGAGGGCAGACCACCCCAACAUCCGAUCGCACUCGCGUUGCAUGACGCCUCUCGACGCGCCAACCUCGCGCCGUACCACCUCAAGCGGAUAAUUGACGCUCGGGAUAGCGAACUUGACAAUCCGACCCACCUUACGCUCGACUCUCUCACCUCUCACGCGGAAGCGACCUCCUCCACGCUCUUCUACCUCCUCCUCUCCCUCCUUCGGCUCUCCUCGAACGACGACCUCGCGCACGCCGCGUCCCACCUUGGCGCCGCGCAGACCAUCGCCGUCCUCCUCCGCGCACUGCCUUACCACGCCUCGAAGAAGCACGCCGUCAUCCCGGCAGAGAUUACCGCGCGUCACGGCGUAAGCCAGGAGGACGUGUUCCGCCGCGGGCCUGCCGCGAAGGGUUUGGAAGACGCGGUGUUCGAGUUUGCAACCGCGGCGAACGACCACCUGCUUGCGGCGCGGGAUAUGUUUGGACGCGCGGACGCACAGGCGAGGAAGGAGGCGAUGCCACUAUUCCUUGGCGGCGUCCCUAUCGCCUCGUACCUUUCGCGGCUGGAAGCCGUGAACUUCAAUCCCUUCGACCCCUCGCUGCAGCGGCGACAUUGGAAGCUACCUUGGAACGUGUGGCGUGGCUACUUCAAGAAGGCGUUUUGACGCGCGUCUGCCAGACGACGUGCAUUAUCCUCCUGCAUGCUGCACAGUUUCUGGAACAAUAUAUAGAACGGGGUUCGCGCCGUAUUGCAACGUGCGCCGUCGAAAUUAUGAGGGUUGCCCCACCCUCGAUCCGCUCCGCGCGAAAUACGAGAACUUUGCGAACACCUUGAGGCUCUUCGCUAACAUGAGCCAGCAUGUAAAAUUCACUUGCGAUCAGAUCAGACCCUUCGAAUGCAGC